AUCAACGCGGAGAGCGCCGUACCCGGCCUAGCGUGCCGUGCGGCGGCGUGCCUGUCCGCGCGCCCGGCGCCUCAGCCGGCCCGCCAUGAGCGUGCCGGAGGUGGAGGCGCUCGUCUCCCACAAGUACGAGAUCAAGAGGCGCCUGGGCAAGGGGGCUUAUGGCAUUGUAUGGAAAGCAAUCAAUCGCAGGACAGGAGAAAUAGUUGCUGUUAAAAAGAUUUUUGAUGCUUUCAGGAACAGAACAGAUGCUCAGAGAACAUUUCGAGAGAUCAUGUUCCUACAGGAAUUUGGAGAACAUCCAAAUAUCAUCAGGCUGCUUGAUGUUAUCCAAGCUCAGAACAACAAGGACAUCUACCUCAUCUUUGAAUCCAUGGAGACAGAUUUACAUGCUGUGAUUAAGAAGGGGAAUGUGCUGAAAGAUAUCCACAAGUGUUAUAUUCUCUACCAGCUCCUGAAGGCAACCAAAUUCAUCCACUCAGGAAAUGUUAUUCACAGAGAUCAGAAGCCUUCAAAUAUCUUGCUGGAUGCAGACUGCUUUGUUAAAAUUUGUGAUUUUGGGCUGGCCCGUUCUUUAUGUCAGCCAAAUGAGGAUCAAGGCAACCCUGCUCUAACAGAAUAUGUGGCAACACGCUGGUACCGAGCCCCCGAGAUCUUACUUUCCUCUCAGAGUUACACUAAAGGUGUAGACAUGUGGAGCAUUGGCUGUAUUCUGGGAGAGCUGCUACUUGGGAAACCUCUUUUUCCUGGAACAUCAACAAUAAAUCAAAUAGAGCAGAUCUUGAGGGUCAUUCCUGCCCCAUCCCCAGAAGAUAUUUUGGCUAUGCGAUCAGAUUUCAGGGCCUCAGUUAUUAACUGCAUGAGUUCCCGGCAGCGAGUAACAUUUGAGGAGAUUUUACCAUCCUCUACUCCAUUGCCUGCCUUGGAUCUUCUGAAGAAACUUCUAGUAUUUAACCCUGAUAAACGACUUACAGCAGAGGAGGCUCUGCAGCAUCCUUAUGUGAAAAGGUUUCACUGUCCUGCCAGGGAGCCCUCUCUGGAUUAUGAUGUGAUUCUUCCUUUAGGUGAUGAUAUCCAGCUGUCUGUGGAAGAAUAUCGAAAUAAAUUAUACGAGAUGAUUGUUGAAAAGAAAUUAAAUAGCCAUCCAAAGGAGCAAGUGCAGAGAGAAGACAUUCAACUAUGUCAGUCUGAAUCCAGGCCACUUCUUCCAAAUUCCAGUUCUGUGGCUUUACCUACCAGCAAUGGCCAGAGAGAACCGACACCACCUCUUCUAAAAACUUCGCAUGUGCAUGCUGGAACUACAACUAGUGUCCAGCCAGAAGUAUCGAGCCGGAGUGAAGAUUUAGCAAGAACUUUAUGUCAGAGAUCAAAGAUCAAUGUGAUAUACAAUCCCAUAACACACACUGCUGUUCAAAGUAAUGCAAAUUCUGGUGCUGUGAUCAGGAACUGUUCUGCACCACCUUCUCAACAGGCCAGACUCUCCAACAAUAGGAAACUGGGGAGACAAAUCACAUGGGCAAACACAAAUGCUCGGCUACCUCCUACAAGUGUACAGAACCUUUAUAAUAAUCCAAGAAAUACUCAGUUUCAUAGCAAAGAUGUUCAUCCCCUUCUGAAGUCCAGUAAAAAGAUGUUCCAGAUUACUGCGAAUAUGGGAGCUGCUGGUGAUCCAAAAGCAUCAAUGGGCAGUUAUUCCCAGGCCUAUGGAACCAUACGUAAAUCUGCACUGCAGAGUCUUCCAAUAUCAAAAUUCUCCCAACAACACGAGCAGUGAAUAUGGAAGUGUUCUAACCAGGUGAAGUACAGCUCAGCGAAUCAGUCCCCUUACUGAGCCAGUAACAGCAAGCGAGAGCAAACUAUAACAGGCAUUUGACAGUUACCCCAGCUGAAGGGAAAUGCUUGAUUCAUUUUGCAUGGAACAAUAUACUGCUUUCCUCUGGACAGACCAACAAGAAAGAGAAUCUAAUCCAUUUGCCUUUCAGUCUUACCAGACAAGAGCACAGCACUAUUUGCUCCCAGACUGUGAGAACAAUGAAUACAGUCAGUUUAUACUCCUUGCUUAAAUUAUUGCAAAAAAAUGACAGAAAACUGCAGUAUUCUGAUACUUGAAUGUAUUUAGACAUACUCAGACUAUUCAGGGCCUUUAGACAUACUGAGACAUAUUCAGGUCCCAUGUGAAUCUCAUGAGGUUCAACAAGGCUGAGUGUAAGGUCCUGCACCUGGGUCGGGGCAAUCCCCAGUAUCACUACAGGCUGGGCGGUGAAGGGAUUGAGAGCAGCCCUGUGGAGAAGGACUUGGGGGCACUGGUGGAUGAAAAUUUGGGUAUGUGGCAGGACUGUGGGCUUGCAGCCCACAAAGCCAAGCGUAUCGUGGGCUGCAUCAAAAGAAGCGUGGCCAGCAGGUUGAGGGAGGUGAUUCUCCCCCUCUACUUGGCUCUCGUAAGACCCCCCCUGGAGUACUGCAUCCAGUUCUGGUGUCCCCAGUUAAAGACAGACAUGGACCUGUUAGGGCAGGUCCAGAGGAGGGCCAAGAAAAUGGUCUGAGGGCUGGAACACCUCUCAUGAAAAGCAGCUGAGGGAGUUGGGGUUGUUCAGCGUGGAGAAGAGAAGGCUCCGAGGACACCUUAUUGCGGCCUUUGAAUUCUUAGAGGGGGCCUGUAAGAAAGGUGGAGGGACACUUUAUACCAAGGCCUGUAGUGACAGAACAAGGGGCAGUGGUUUUAAACUGAAAGAGGCUAGGUUUAGAGUGGACAUAAGGAAGACUUUUUUUUUCGAUGAAGGUGGUGUUACACUGGACCAGGUUGCCCAGAGAAGUUGUGCAUGCCUCAUCACUGGAAGUGUUCAAGGUCAGGUUGGACAGGACUUUGAGCAACCUGAUCUAGCAGAUGUCACUGCCCGAGGCAGGGAGGUUGGACUAGAUGAUCUUUGAAGGUCCCUUCCAACCCAUUCUAUGAUUCUUUAGCAGUUUCAGGUGCACUGCGUAAAUGUGGAUUUUUUUUUUUCUUUCACGCUGAACAGGUACCUAACUCUUCUCUGAAGACCAAGGCUAAACUCUUCACAUAUAAUCUUAAAGCCCUUCAUUUUGUCUUCCAAUAAUAUCUAUGACUCAUCUGAGGUAAAUGAACAUAAUCAAUGGUGGCUUAUUUUCUUUAAAAUCAAGUAGAAAUGCCUUUUAAUUAUAGGUGGGUUCCACUACAAUAUUUAAUAGCUUACCUGCCGUGUAAUGUUGUAAAACUGUAGAUAUUGUGAUAAUAAAUACUUUAUAUUGCACUACAGAAAAUCUUUCUCUUUCAAUCAAUGCUUGCUGUGUGUGAAAGGGAAAAAUACAAGGGUAUCUUUUUUGAUGAAUAAUCUGGUAAUUUUUUUUUUCUUUCAGAAGGCAAUGUUCCAAGGGAUACUAUUGCUGAACCAUCAUUAAGUUGUUAUCAGGCAACAGUGGGACGAUAGUAAACUUUAAAAAUAUAUUCCUGUUUUAAUGCUGAUUUUUGAUCCAUUCUCCUCAUUAACUUGAAGUUCUUAUAAGAAGUGUCUGUCCCUGAAAUUUUACUUCUCCUAUGAUAAAUGAUUGUUAUUGCAGAACAUUGGACUACAGUUAGAGACGGGAUUCACGCUCUAAAUUCCAACAUGUGAGUACCACUGCCAUUGACAGCAUAUCCAUUUUAACUUUUAGUACCUAAACACCAAAGACUAGUUAAGUAAAAAAAUAGUUCGUUCACUUCUGGUACCAAGUGUGGUCACAGAAUCACAGAAUGGCAGGGGUUGGAAGGGACCUCUGGAGAUCAUCUUGUCCAACCCCUCUGCUUGAGCAGGCACACCCACAGCUGGGGCCACAGGAACACGUGCAGGCGGGGUUUGAAUGCCUCCAGGGAAGGAGACUGCACAACCUCUCUGGGCAGCCUGUUCCACUGCUCUGGCACCCUCACAGGAAAGAAGUUUUUUCUCAUAUUGAGGUGGAACUAUCUGUGUUCCAACUUGUGCCUAUUGCCCCUUGUUCUGUCAUUGGGCACCACUGGAAAGAGUCCAGUCCCAUCGUCCUGACACACACCCUUU
Phalacrocorax carbo (great cormorant) is the source of this 4046-nucleotide messenger RNA. NCBI's taxonomy places the organism in Eukaryota, Metazoa, Chordata, Aves, Suliformes, Phalacrocoracidae. The record is from RefSeq and is a predicted model, not a curated record.